This is a messenger RNA of Haemonchus placei, 345 nucleotides long. Lineage: Eukaryota; Metazoa; Nematoda; Chromadorea; Rhabditida; Trichostrongylidae. The record is from the annotation of a GenBank genome assembly.
AUGAUCACGGUUCACGUACUGCCAACGGUGGUAAUCGUCUACUCCCCUUUGGCUCAGCAGGUCGAGGAGUGGACGAACGUGCCACAAGGGCACUUUAGCAUGCGUCGAUUUGCUAUCAGGUCACUAAUGCUUUUUGGAAUCGUAUUCACUGCGGAAUCAAUACCCCACUUUGGAGUGUUCUUGGAUCUGGUUGGCGGUUCAACGAUCACCUUGAUGACGAUGCUGCUGCCAAGCGUAUUUUACCUAUUCCUAUAUGCAUCUCAUAAGAAACGCAAAGAUCUCAUCAGUACAAUGCAAAUCUCGCCGGAUUCGCCUGACGAUCAGCUAGCUGGAUUUGCCGAGUAG